GAUAGAUAGAAGUGCGUGCAGUGGGUGGAUGAUGGAGAGGAUAAACACAAAGUUGUACUUGGAGAACUGCUACAUAAUGGCGGAGAACGAGAGGCUGAGGAAGAAAGCGGAGGUUCUGAACCAGGAAAACCGGGCCCUUCUCAACCAGCUCAAGAACCGCCUCUCCCCACAACCCCCCGCCGCCGCCGCCAUGACGAACAAAAACAAGAACAAGAACGCUUCCAUUCCGGACCUCAAUCUCGCCGCCGCCGCCGCCUUCUCCGACGCUGCUGCUUCGUCCUCGUCUUCCAAGUCGUCGUUCAAGAAUUAAUAAUAAUAAUCUCCAUUCCGCCCGCCUAAUUCUUCAUCUCCUAAAACAAACAAGAUCUGUAAACCUAAUCUCGUUCUAGUUCUACUCUCCGGCGCACAGUUAACCUAUUCAGUCGCACCUUUCUGCUCUCAUCUCGUUCUACUCUCCUACGCACAUCUCCGUCGGCCUGCAUCUUUCUGGCGAAAUCUCUCUGGCGCACAUCUGAAUUAGGUAUCGGCCAGCAUAUUCAGGCUGCAUCAGUACUCCAUCUUACCAUUCAAUUCGUUCGGCCUGCGAUUCAUUCAGAUGUCAAGCAAAGAUAACACAAGAAAAGAUGGUAAAUCUUUCUUGUAAAUUGAAGUCAGAGCUAUGUAUAAGAUAUAUAGUAGAUCAAAGAUAAAUCGAUUUGGCAUGGCAUGGCUGACUUGGCAGGGCUUGUGGGAAUUUGAUGAAGACACUAUUGUUAGAGAGCAUAUCAUAUAACAAUAUAAUGACUCUAUUGCAUUUCUUUUUAAUUUUUUUGGAACUCAUUAUUAGAGGAUCAAUUGAUGUUGGAACUCACUAUUUA
This is a messenger RNA of Cuscuta campestris, 857 nucleotides long. Lineage: Eukaryota; Viridiplantae; Streptophyta; Magnoliopsida; Solanales; Convolvulaceae. The record is from the annotation of a GenBank genome assembly.